CUCCCAAACCCUACUUCCACAAUAAAACACCCACAAAAUCCUCACAGCCCAGCAGCCAAACCACGUUUCUCCAAACAUCGCUGAAGCGUCGCACCAAACAUCGUAUUUGACGCGUAAUACUUCCGCAUCCAGCUAUUUGUUUUGAACGCACAUGUGUAUGGGUGCUGUCCAUAUAUCAAGCUCUUAUCCUCGGUUAUGCCCGCAAACCCGCUGAAUCAAAACACCCGAUGAAUGCAAACGCCAUGGACAAACCACACUACACCAACAAAACCGUCUGGACUCCGGAGCGCGAUACUUUCCUGCUCAACACACUAGCGCAAACAGCCCGCGAUGGACUGGGCUCAGAUAUCGGGUUCUCGAAGGAAGGGUGGCGACGUAUCACACUUAAGCUCAAUCAACAAUUCGGCACCAAUCUCGAUAAAGCACAUGUCAAGAACCACGUCCAGAUCCUACGACGUAUGUACGAAGCAUGGGUUAAACUCAAAGUAACUCCAGGCUUCGUCUGGAACCCCGAGCGCAAUCUGUACGAAGCACCGGACCAUGUCUGGCAGCGGUUCAUCGCGGCAAACCACAACGGCAAACAUUUUAGAUCAAAGUCGUUUGUGUACGAGAAAGUCAUGCGCGAGAUAUUCCCGCGGUAUAGACACGAAUAUUCUAGUCUUACAUUUUUGGUGCAGCCGCAACCGCAACAGCAACAACAAGAGCAACAAACACAAUCAACACAGCAACCGUCUCAGCAGCAACAGCAGAAGGAGCAAGAAAGCAACGGAGACCAGAACCUACGACACGAAGUCCAGCAAGAAUUGGACCGCCAGCAGCGACAAUUACGCAGCGCAAAUAUUUUCGAAUCAGUCUCUGCAGAGACAAACUUCAUUCCCUCGCAAGCAUCCGGCGAGUUUCCCAGCCAGACAACCAACGGCCGCCUUUCGUCCACGCCCGAACUUCAAAUCUCUACGCCUAUCCGGCCAGCACAACAGCCGCCGCCGUCGUCGCCGUCGCAGCCUUCUUCAUUAUCUCCGUCGUCGUCGUCUUUCCCUUCUGCGACGACAUCACUCCAUCGCGCCCGCCAGCCUCUCACGCCCGCCUCACUCUCCUCCACAAUCCCCGCACCCGCAAGCGAUACAACAUCCACAACCCCUCUGAUCGUCGACCCGGAGACCUUCACAGCAGCAGUCAAGCUAGUCUCUGAAUCAUUCAAAGACUCAUUCAAGCAGAUCCUCGACGUGGUCCAAGCAAGCCGCUCACCUUCCACACCCGCCCCUGCCACAUCCGUAGUCGACCCAGCUACCGCGCCUACCAACUCUGCCGCGUUCGAAGCAACUCUGAGGUUCCAAGAAGCAAUCAAACUUCUCUCUUCAAUGCGCCAAACCUGCGGUUGGUCCCGCGAACAAUACUCGCGCGCUAUCCAGAUCCUGCGGAGUAUGGACGAGACCGGUAUCAUUCUCUUUCUAGAAAUGGACGCCGAUGCUCGGGAAGAUUACCUAUUCGCUACGACAUAAACAGUACAAACGUCGGAAUAAGAUUGACAGCA
Molecule: messenger RNA, 1531 nt
Organism: Myxozyma melibiosi
Lineage: Eukaryota; Fungi; Ascomycota; Lipomycetes; Lipomycetales; Lipomycetaceae
Product: Myb/SANT-like DNA-binding domain-containing protein
Exons: 3
Coding region: 228-1499 (423 amino acids)
Source: RefSeq, a predicted model, not a curated record